Messenger RNA from Diceros bicornis minor, 300 nucleotides. RefSeq names its product small proline-rich protein 2H-like. The transcript has a single exon. Bases 1 to 300 code for a protein of 99 amino acids. NCBI's taxonomy places the organism in Eukaryota, Metazoa, Chordata, Mammalia, Perissodactyla, Rhinocerotidae. Gene Ontology annotation, cellular component: cornified envelope. The record is from RefSeq and is a predicted model, not a curated record.
AUGUCUUACCAGCAGCAGCAGUGCAAGCAGCCCUGCCUGCCACCUCCUGUGUUCAUACCUAAGUGCCCUGUGCCUUGCCCACCACCAAAGUGCCCUGAGCCGUGCCCACCUCCUAAGUGUCCUGAGCCUUGCUCACCUCCGAGGUGUCCUGAGCCUUGCCCACCUCUGAAGUGUCCUGAGCCUUGCCCACCUCCUCCAUGCCCACCUGUGCCGUGCCCACUUCCACUAUGCGAGCAGAAAUGCCCUCCUGUGCAACCGUGCCCACCCUGCCAGCAGAAGUGUCCACCCAAGUGGAAGUAA